AUGAUUUACGAUCAACAAGAAUAUGUAUUUAAUCAAACAGCUGAUUUUGAUACAGUUCAACAAAUAAAAGAAAAACUUUGUUAUGUUGCUCAUGAUCUUGAUGAAGAACGACGAUUAGCAUUAGAUACAACUGUUUUAGUUGAAAGUUAUACAUUACCUGAUGGUCGAACAAUAAAAUUAUCUGGUGAACGAUUUGAAGCACCUGAAGUUCUUUUUCGUCCAUCAUUAUUAGGCAUGGAAGUAAAUGGUGUUGCUGAAUUAGUUUUUAAAGUUAUUAAUAGUGCACCAUUAGAUGAUCGACGUAAACUUUAUAAACAAAUUGUACUUAGUGGUGGUACAACAAUGUAUCCAGGUUUUGGUACACGUCUUGAAAGAGAAUUAGAAAAAUUAUAUGAAGAUCGUAUUCUUAAAGGACAAGCAGAUAAAUCAGCUAAAAAUGUUAUUUGUAUUGAAGCUCCACCACGUCGUAAAAAUAUGGUCUUUUUAGGUGGUGCUGUUUAUGCUAAUUUAGUUAAAGAUACACCAACUCAAUGGAUAUCAAGACGUGAUUAUCAUGAACAUGGUAUUGAUCGAUGUGUACAACGAUUAAAUCAGAUAUGUCCACGAUAA
This is a messenger RNA of Rotaria sordida, 609 nucleotides long. The record is from the annotation of a GenBank genome assembly. Lineage: Eukaryota; Metazoa; Rotifera; Eurotatoria; Philodinida; Philodinidae.